AUGUCGCUCAAUCCAGAACCCUCCGCGCCCGAGGACCGUGACGCCCAAAGUCUUCCCCCCAAGUCCUAUGCCGAAGCUGCCGAAGAAGCUAUUCCCAACGGCUCGCACCCCAUUGGUGUCUAUAAUUCGAGGGAACAAAAACUGAAGAAUGUGGAAAACAUUCAGAGAAAUGGAAAGAUCACAAUCCCUUCCGGGGACGAGAAAGACCAGUACGAGGGCGAGGGGCUCGACAGCAGUCCGAAGAGUCCGACUAGAGGCCACAAACGCACCUCCUCCCGAAAGUCGAACGGUUCCAUUGGCCGCAAACAGGGCGAAAAUAUUAGUAGUACUGAGGUGUACGAAAAGUUUCAGGACGGCAACGGGCGGGCUCUGACGAGCGCGAAGCCACCCGCCGAGUAUGAGAAGGACGCUCGACAGGACGACGGACCAUCAUUAACCACUGGGAGAGAAGCGGGUGCUGGGUGGCACAAGAGCAAGAUUCGAUGGGCACCUUUCAACGUUCCCGUCAAGCGCCGCCUCCAGACUCUAGCCGUCCUCAUGCACACCCUCAGCAUCGCGGGUCUCCUCGCUUUCUUUUUCUUCCUCUGCAGCAUACCGUUGCUGUGGCCCAUUCUCGUUCCCUACCUUAUCUACGCGUUAAUGUCAAAUGCCGGCGUAUCCGGCGAGCUGUACUUCCGCAGCGAACGAUGCCGGCGCCUCCCAGUGUGGUCUCUCUUCGCGUCAUACUUCCCGAUGCGUCUGCACCGGACACAGGAACUUGAACCUACAAGGAAAUACAUUUUUGGCUACCAUCCGCAUGGAAUCAUCUCGCAUGGUGCCUUCGCUGCCUUUGCGACCGAGGCAUUAGGAUUUGGACAAUUGUUCCCUGGCAUCACCAAUACUCUGCUCACCUUGGACUCGAACUUCCGCUUGCCCUUGUAUCGAGAGUAUGCCCUUCGAAUGGGACUUGCUUCCGUUUCUCGAGAGUCUAUCCAGAACAUUCUGUCUCGAGGUGGUACAAAUGGCGAGGGAAUGGGACGCGCAGUCACCAUCGUCGUUGGUGGCGCUCGUGAAGCACUAGAGGCCAGGCCAGGUCACCUACGCCUCGUUCUGAAGCGACGCAAGGGAUUCGUCAAGCUUGCUAUCCAGUCUGGUGCCGAUCUUGUACCUGUUGUCGCCUUCGGUGAGAAUGACAUGUACGACCAAUUCGACCUCACCAAACGUCCUCUCUUCAAGAAGCUACAGAUGAUAGUCAAGACCGUCUUCGGGUUCACAGCUCCCCUAUUUCACGCCCGUGGUAUUUUCAACUAUGACGUUGGUUUAAUGCCGUACCGAACGCCCAUCAACAUUGUUGUCGGCAAGCCCAUCCUCGUUAAGCAGGAAUCGCACCCCGACCAGGCCACGAUCGAUGAGCUGCAUGCUCAGUACGUCGCUGAGUUGCAGAAGCUAUGGGACAAUUGGAAGGACACGUUCGCGACAGAGCGCGUCGAAGAGAUGAAGUUCAUCGAGUGA
Aaosphaeria arxii CBS 175.79 is the source of this 1491-nucleotide messenger RNA. RefSeq names its product DAGAT-domain-containing protein. The record is from RefSeq and is a predicted model, not a curated record. The transcript is spliced from 2 exons. Lineage: Eukaryota; Fungi; Ascomycota; Dothideomycetes; Pleosporales. Gene Ontology annotation, cellular component: endoplasmic reticulum membrane. Gene Ontology annotation, biological process: triglyceride biosynthetic process. Gene Ontology annotation, molecular function: diacylglycerol O-acyltransferase activity. The coding region runs from base 1 to 1491 and encodes 496 amino acids.